AGUGUAAACGAAGAACAUACAUGUUGUUAAUCGGCACAUUGCUGAUUAUUUUUGGAUUAAAUACAGCAAAAAGGUUCACGUUUUAGUUAUAACUCUUUUGUGCAGUUGUAGGACCAGAGAAGCAGGUUAAAGCUGAGUAAACUGGAUGAACCUGAAUAAACCAGUAGGUGACUGGAGUUGAGAAGUGUUCCGGUGUUCCGCCUGCACGCACUUACGAUGCUGUCAGAGGUGUUCGAGGGAACGGAGUCGGGAGGAUUCAUUAUUAUCCGAGACACCGCCUGUUAUUCUGGACGACGCCUGCUUAAGUAUUACAUAAACUGCGCCUUAAAGAGGGGGGAAGCUGUUCAUGUGUUGGGGUUUGAAGUUCCCAAGCAUGAGUUGUGUGCCGAACUGGACAGCAGUUCCUUGCAUUUGUUUCACUUUCACAAUGCUUACGCAGACCCUCUGGGCUGGACCGAGCAGUCAUUGUUCACAGUGAAGCGUUUCAGUGCAACAGAAAUCGCACGGCUACUUCAGGAGUCACAACAUGCCAAAGCUCCAGUACUUGUCAUUGACUCUUUGUCUUGGGUUGUAAGACAUCAUGACACCGUUGCUGUCUGCCAAGAACUUCAGAAGCUCAGAAAAGAAGGCUCUGUAAGGAUGAUUUUUGGUCUCCUACACACCGAUCUUCAUCAGCAAGGCAUUGUAGGAGCUGUAAGCCACCUAGCAAGUAGUGUAAUUUCUGUAAUGCCUGUGAAUAGUGCACGCUAUGCUGUGGCCAAGACAUCACAACGUAAAAAAUCUGGAAAGGUUGUGCAGAAGGAAGAGUUUUUCAGUUUAACAGAGGACUUGACACUAUCAAUAGAGACUAAACCCACCCAAUCUGGAAAUGUUCAAACAGACUUGCACACUAAGUCUGAGGUAGAUCCAACAUCGAAUUUGACCUUUAAUCUUCGUUUGUCUGAGGUUGAAAGAGAAGCAAGAGAACAAGUUGCUCUACCUUUUGUCUUCAGCGAAGAAAAGAAGUCUGCUCUCCUGAGGCCAGGCCAUAGUUCUGGACACAUUAUGUAUGAACCUGAUGCCAAUGAUGACAUUGAUGAAGAAGAUCCAGAUGAUGACCUUGAUGUCUAAAAGGUCUCUUUCGAACAUUGUUCAGAGCUCCUUGGGUUCUCUGGAAGACUGUGCUCCAAUAUUUAAAAUAAAAUAAAAAUUCUAUAUUUGGGCCAAUUUAAACACAUGGUCUAAACGUCAUGCUGUGGUAAGAAUGAUGCAUGGACGGAUAAUACCCACAUUGCAGUACUGCACAAUAUAGUAUGUUCUGUACUGGCUGUUCCAAGGCAUUGGUUUGUCAUUGUAAAUGGUUGUAUCCUAAAUCACAUACUAGCAAACAGUAUAGAACAGAUAACUGACAGCAUUGUAUAUUUCUGACAUGCUAUUUAGUAUGCAGGGACUCUUAUCCAGCUAGCAGUAGGAGACAAAGUGAUCUUUAAAAACAUGUUUUGUUUUUAAAACAUCUGUUUUGUCACGUAUGGAUGACCCAGAGUGCAAAGAGAGAAAUUUUUGCUGAUUCCGAGACAAGGAGAUCGUGAUGCGCUUCUUGGAUUUCUUAAUCUCCUUGAGAUUGCGUUUUUUAUUUAUUUAUUUAUUUUUUGGUCAAAUUAUAGGUUUUGGAUAUGUAUUUACCUAUAUAAGUCAACACAGUGGCGGCACGGUGGUGUAGUGGUUAGCGCUGUCGCCUCACAGCAAAAAGGUCUGGGUUCGAGCCCCGUGCCCGGCGAAGGCCUUUCUGUGCGGAGUUUGCAUGUUCUCCCCGUGUCCGUGUGGGUUUCCUCCGGGUGCUCCGGUUUCCUCCACAGUCCAAAGACAUGCAGGUUAGGUUAACUGGUGACUCUAAAUUGAGCGUAGGUGUGAAUGUGAGUGUGAAUGGUUGUCUGUGUCUAUGUGUCAGCCCUGUGAUGACCUGGCGACUUGUCCAGGGUGUACCCCGCCUUUCGCCCGUAGUCAGCUGGGACAGACUCCAGCUUGCCUGCGACCCUGUAGAACAGGAUAAAGCGGCUACAGAUAAUGAGAUGAGUUCAACACAGUUUUGUCGUGUUAUGAGCACUCCCUUAUGAAUUUUGUAAGUUGGCACCUAUGUUUGAACACAAAUGUUCUAAUGGAUUUACAAAAGUUUCAUAAACGCUGAUUAUCGCCGUACUGCGAGUGUAUGUAAGACACCAGUAAACUGCAUUCCUGACAUGGUUCUUUUGCAUGUAGUCAUGCCCACAAACCAUUAUAAAAGUUCAAGUGCACAGACAGCUAGGAACACAAACUGAAUAGUAAAGGUAAAGGCAGAAGUAAAAGUUAUUUUGAAUAAUUUCUAUGCCAAUAAAAUAUUUAGCAGUGUAACAGCACCUGAAAAGGUCAAAAUCUAGAGAUGAAUUACAGAGAAGGUGAAUUAGGUGUCAAUUGAAGGAAAGCACUGGGAUUUUAUUUAUUUUAAACCUGAGCCCUGGUUUCCCAUCUCUUUGAGUCCACAUAUUUACUUGGGACAAACUGUUGAAAUUGGUCCAGUAUUGCCACCGUCGCCACAGGCUUGCUCAUUGGGGAUAAUUAGGGAUAAAAUUAGCUCAUAUUUUAAGUUGUUCAAAUUCUGUAAAGCUGCUUUGCGACAAUGUUUAUUGUUAAAAGCGCUAUACAAAUAGACUUGACUUGACUAUUGAGUUAGAACGCUAUAAAUAUCAGCCACAAAAUGGUGAUACGGUGUAAUCCUAUUGGGCAAACAUCCGUGUCAAAACCGCCACUUGUUUUUGCCACUGACAGGCUCAUAAUGUUGGGUAACAAAGUAGAUGUAACUCUGCUUUUGUUGUAUUUUAUUGUAUACUUAUUUUCUGUUCCUUGGUCUUUUGUAUACCUCAUCUGGAUUCAUUGUUUUUGUAUUUUGCAUAAACUUUCCAUAUAAUGAGACAGACUGCAACCGCUAUACAUCCUGUCUGUCAGGGAAUAUCAAACUCUGGCACUUAGUUAAUAUCCUCAAAAGGUUACAAUCUGUCUAACUUGUCUUUCAUUUAAAUGGAAGGGGAAAAAAACAACAACAAAAAAGUAAAAUGUCCUGCAUCCAAAACUUGACUUGCAUACUUAAGUAUCAUCAACAAAAUGUACAACCCCAAUUCCGAAAAAGUUGGGACAGUGUGUGAAACAUAAAUAAAAACAGAAUGUGAAGAUUUGCAAACCAGGUAAGCCCUAUAUUUAAUUGAAAAUAGUACAAAGACAACAUAUCAAAUGUUGAAGCUAAGAAACUGUAUUGUUUGUAUUUAAACUAUAUGCUCAUUUUGAAUUUGACACCAGCAACAUGCUUCAAAAAAAGUUGGGACGGGGUAUGUUUACCACUGCGUUGCAUCACCUCUACUUUUAACAACCCUCUCUAAACAUUCAGGAACUGAGGAGACCAAUUGCUAUAGUUUUGAAAGAGAAAUGCUGUCUCAUUGUUACUGUUGGGAAGUUUAAUCUACGUCAAUGCCUCAUAUAUUCUAUAAGAUCCUCAAAUAUUUGUAGUGUCGCUGUCCUGUGGGAACCGUGUAGAGUACCUCUAAAAAGUCACCUUUUCACGAGCUUGGCUCUGUUUUCAGUUUUGUGACAUUGCAUUUUUCAGCUAAUCCAAGAGGGUUUUAAUGAGUUUAUGUAGCUUAAGAAGCAGGACAGUUUUCUCAAACCAGAAAGGAAGAGUUUAUAGUUUAUAGCAAACAUUCAAAUUUAAAAAUCACCUCAUUUUUAUAGAUACAUGAUUUUCACUGGACAGGAAGGGUGUACAAGUUGUAAUCUGAAAAGACUUAGACUGACUUUCUUGUCAUUCAGAUUUGCAUCAAACAAUACACAUCAGAACAAGAUUUCGUUGCUUUGGCUCGGUGUACUGCAGAAUGAAACAGCAGCAAGUAUAUUACCUGAGAAAAUAUAUGAAAAACUGUGUAUAAAGUCCUAUAUACAACCCCGAUUCCAAAAA
Molecule: messenger RNA, 3958 nt
Organism: Neoarius graeffei (lesser salmon catfish)
Lineage: Eukaryota; Metazoa; Chordata; Actinopteri; Siluriformes; Ariidae
Gene: elp5
Product: elongator acetyltransferase complex subunit 5
Exons: 8
Coding region: 217-1110 (297 amino acids)
Biological process (GO): tRNA wobble uridine modification
Cellular component (GO): nucleus; cytosol; elongator holoenzyme complex
Molecular function (GO): tRNA binding
Source: RefSeq, a predicted model, not a curated record